AUGGGUUCCUUUAAAUUGAAUGUGGAUGCAUCUCGAAAGUCAGUUUCUGGGAAUAUUGGUGCUGGGAAGACGAGAUCAUUCACGUUGAUCUCUGCUUCAGUGAAUUCCAUUUCGUCCAUUCCUUUGCCAGUAUAUUAGUGCAAGAUGGCCUUCCUCCUGAACAUGGCAGUAAAUUAUUCGCUCACACACCUAAACAUUUCUUGGAAACGAUGAAUGUGGAUGCCAUGGAUGCCCUCUGGCGGAAUGUCACAAACGCUUGAUUUCACAUUGUUUGGUAUCCACUCAACAAAGUAGGAAGAGUUCUUGUACUAAACAUUGAUCAUUUGUUCGUCCACCUCUUUAGUGCUCAUCUUGCACCUGAACAUGGCUGAGGCAGUGAGGCACCAACCAUGCCUGGGAUCAGCAGCGCACAUCAUGUUAUGGGAAUCCCACAUCUGCUGGGUCAAUUAUGGGACUUAG
Molecule: messenger RNA, 459 nt
Organism: Prunus persica (peach)
Lineage: Eukaryota; Viridiplantae; Streptophyta; Magnoliopsida; Rosales; Rosaceae
Source: RefSeq, a predicted model, not a curated record